This is a messenger RNA of Lingula anatina, 2534 nucleotides long. RefSeq names its product cation channel sperm-associated protein 1. Gene Ontology annotation, molecular function: voltage-gated calcium channel activity; calcium-activated cation channel activity. Gene Ontology annotation, cellular component: CatSper complex; membrane. Gene Ontology annotation, biological process: calcium ion transport; regulation of cilium beat frequency involved in ciliary motility; transmembrane transport. Lineage: Eukaryota; Metazoa; Brachiopoda; Lingulata; Lingulida; Lingulidae. The record is from RefSeq and is a predicted model, not a curated record.
GUUGUGAAGCGCGUCUUUCGAAGCGCUCUUCAAUAGGCUUGCACAGUUGUUACAAGAAUAAAGUUCUAAAUUUAAGAUACAAAAAGGAAGUCAAUAUGACGUCCAACGCAGUGCACAAGAUAUUUCACCAAAGGAGAGCCUCUUUGGCAAAUGAACAACGAAACUACAUUCAGAAUACCUAUCGUAACAUGAGUCACAGAAGGAAAACAUUAGGAACAGCAUUAGAAGCGUCUGGAAUAAAAGACAAUAUUGUUGAAGAGGAGGAGGAGGAGGAACAAACUGCAUUGAUGAUGAAAAGGUCUCAGACUCAAGAAUCAGCCCAUCUGCGUAGAUCGUUUUCUGUUCUGUUUGAGAGUCCUGAUAAAGAUAAGGAAGAGAUGGCAGAUUUUAUAGAGGCUUAUGUUGUAAAACAGCGCGAAAGUCUGUCAGAGGCAAUGAGACUGAGAGAAGAAGUGGAGUCUCCCACUGACAAACUGACCACUGGCGAGCGCCAUCGGCGUCAGAAGAUCUUGAAGCAAGAUGCAGGCCAGCUCCAUCAGCUCUUGUAUGAUUUUGUGGAGUCCAAAGGCUUUGGUGCCUUCAUUCUGACUGUGAUCUUUAUGAACACAGGAAUGUUGGUAGCCCAAACGUGGGAAGAAAUUAUGGUUAGAGGAGGCUGGUAUUUCUCUGUGUUUGAUAAUUUAUUCCUGGGUAUAUACAUUAUGGAAGUAGUUCUCAAGAUUUAUGUCUACAGAGCAAAGUUUGUAGGAGGAUGGAAUAUAUUAGAUUUGAGCAUAGUUAUUUUGAGUCUUGUAGACUUUAUUCUUCCAUUGGUGAUGACCAGUAUUGGUGGAUUUAACGGCACUGCUAUCUUCAGAAUGCUCAGAAUAUUCCGUGCUGUGAGGGCGAUCAGGGCCUUGAGAGUGCUUCGUACCAUCAGGUUUCUUUCCAAUCUCCAAGUUAUUAUGACCACCUGUCUGCAGUCUAUUCAGUCCAUGGGGGCCAUUGUGGGACUGAUGACACUCUUCAUGUAUAUGUUUGCAGUGAUAGGGCGUGGUCUGUACAGUGGGGUGGACCCUAACAGGUUUGGUACAUUACCCUCAGCUACCUUCACACUGUUUCAGCUGCUUACUCUGGACGAUUGGUUCUAUAUAUACAGUGAUGUCAUUGAUGUUUACCCAGGUUAUUGGCACAUUCUGAUUUUUCUUCUCAUUUACAUUGUUUUGGAGUAUUUUAUCUUUCUCAACUUGUUUGUUGCUGUUCUGGUUGAUAAUUUUCAACUUACUUUGGAAGCAGCAAAUGAAGCAAAAAAGGGCAAGAAAAAGCAUCCAGAUGAUAGUGAUGAUGAAGACGACAUUUUUGCAGUAUCUGAGGUUUCUGAUGAAACUGACAGCACUCAAAACAGCCAAAUGUCCUCAAGACUGCAGAGACAAACCAUCACUGAAUAUUUUGGAGGUUCAGAAUUAAAGGAUAGAGAAAUAUCCCAAAUGAGGACAAUCUUCCAGUUGUUGGCAGCCCUGGAGUACAACCACAGCACUCUGAAGAGCCAGCAGCAGGUGGUGGACCUCAUGGUGGACACGUGUACUGAGACAAAUGAUGACAUGUGAUGGCGGUGGGAUUGGACGGAAAUUUUCACAACAAAGGAAUGCUGAUGACAUUUAUGCAAAGUAACUUGAAAAUAUUAAGUUACAUAUAAUUUACACAAACAAUUUUACUGAUGAUCAGAGGUUGUUACAUAUAGCCUCAUAAAAUCCAAUACUACGUACAUAGUACACACAUUUCCAUUAAUUUUACACAGUCACAAAUUUAAAAUAAUCACUUCAUCAUAUCUUUAAUAUAUUAUUUAAAAUAUACAAUGUAUAUACUUCAAAUAAUAUUUAUACAAAAAAGUAUGUGAAUUCAUUAACAGGUGGACAGCAAAAUUUAAGCUUAACUGCACUUGAACUGUGAUAAGCUGUGUCAAUUAAAUACAUGUAAAAUCACAUUAAAAGAUUUAUUGAGCAACCCAAUCAUUUUUUCAUACUGUCUCAAUCGUUUCUUUAUCAUAAUACUUUUGUCUUAAGGCAAAAGAAGAAAAAACAAUAUAUUUUGGCAUAUGUUACAGAAUGAAGGGUCAGAGGGUUUCUAAUUUCAUUGGGCAUUGUCUGUAUUGUAUAAACCGUGUCAAUUCCAAAUGCUAUAUAAAGAACAGACUUAUAAUCAGACUCAACAGUUUUAGAGUUGUUUGGCAUAUCAUUUGUUGAGAAAAUAGACAGGUAAACCUAAUCUCUUAAAAUAUCCGGUUGUCAAGUUCAGAUCUGGCAAGUGGCUAAAUAAUCUACUCUUUAUAUAGGAUAACUGGUAUUGGUAACACUACUGAUAUUACCACCCUAUCUUGUGAGCAUGAUAACAGGGACUGUUAUCAGGACAUGAUAACAGGACAGUAAAGGCCUGAAGACUGGUCCAUGUUUCUUGGUCCUCAGCGGCGUCUUGUUGGUGACUGUGUGCCUGGCUGCCCAGAGUCUCCCUUAGAUUUCUUCUUGGUCUAAAACAAUGGAGUACAUAGUCAGUUUAUU